AUGGCUGCAUUGAGUUCAGAUGCUCUGAUUCCAAUAGUAGUGAUAAUUGUAGUUAUCGUUGUGAUUGUUGUAAUCGUGUUGAUUUGUUGCUUAUGUCGAAAGUGUAAUCAAUGUGCCAGAUGGUCACGCCGAAAAGCAUAUGCACGAGAAGACGAGCAGCAUGAACAACAAAAAGCUGAGAGACAACGCCAAUUUGACGAAGCUCAAAUAGAACGUAAUGAAGUACGUAAUCAAAUUCGUGCCAAAUACAAUUUAAAUAACGGCAAAAUGAACGUCGCUGUUAUUCCAUAG
Messenger RNA from Rotaria socialis, 291 nucleotides. The record is from the annotation of a GenBank genome assembly. Lineage: Eukaryota; Metazoa; Rotifera; Eurotatoria; Philodinida; Philodinidae.